CAAGCCCAACUCCACAAACCUUUUUCUUUCUCAUUUUCCUUGAAUCCAAACACAUAACCUGGAAAAGUAUGGCUCUGGAAGCUGUUCCAGCAACCCCCAGAUCAAUUGAUUCACCUUCAAGCCCUAGGAUUUCAUUCUCUGCUGAUUUUCUUGAUGAAACCAACUUCAUCUCCAUCAACCCACAUUCUCAAUUUGAGAAGAAAGAAGAGAAUGAUCAAGAGAAGAAGGAGAGGGAGAAGGCCAGAGCUGCAGAGUUUGAGUUUCUCUCCAGCAAUGUCAGCAGCCAUGCCAUGUUGACCGCUGAUGAGCUUUUCUUUGAGGGGAAGCUCCUUCCCUUUUGGCAAAUGCAGCAUUCUGAGAAGCUGAACAAGAUCAGCCUAAAAACAAAAGAUGCAGAAGGAGAAGAGGUUGCCAAGGAGGAGAGUAGGGUAAGUUGGUUUGUUGAUGAUGACCCAUCUCCAAGGCCACCAAAGUGCACUGUUUUAUGGAAAGAGUUGCUGAGGUUGAAGAAGCAAAGAGCUUCUUCUUUAUCUCCAUCUUCUUCUUCCUCUUCAACAUCUUCUUCUUCUAGCUCACUGGCCGAUGUUGCCACCAAAGAAGAUGGGAAAGAAGGAUCGGGAAACAGAGAGAAGCAUGUGAAGAGGAUUAAGAAAGGGUUGGAAAAGACAAGAUCAGCAAGUAUAAAAAUUAGGCCAAUGAUAAAUGUCCCCAUUUGCACGCAAAUGAAGAGCAGCUCAUUGCCUCCUUUGUUUCCCCUGAAGAAAGGAAGAUAAGAAAGGUAAAAAAUGGUUAUCAAGAGAGAGCAAAGAUAGUUGAAUUUGAUUUGAUUUUUAGGGUUGUUCAAGAUGUUUAUUUGUUUCUUAUUUCUUUCAUCUCAUCUUCUUCUUCUUCUUCUUCUUCUCUACUUUUUUUUUUUUCCUUUUGUGUUAAGAUAAAUCUUGAGUUUUAUGGAUCUGAUGAUUUACAAUGUACAUGCCGACUGGUUUAAUUAGAUAUCAACGAAAUAACCAUGUACUGAUAUUAACUUCCAUCACAUAAAAUAGAACUUGAAUU
Messenger RNA from Rubroshorea leprosula, 1053 nucleotides. The record is from the annotation of a GenBank genome assembly. Lineage: Eukaryota; Viridiplantae; Streptophyta; Magnoliopsida; Malvales; Dipterocarpaceae.